GAGGAUGCAUGUGGUUUCAGAGCUGGAUGAACGAUCGGAGGCGGAUCCAGCCACAGAUCCGCUGUGUGUGAGAGGAGGAGGACCGGGGAGGCUGUCACCCACCGGAGAGAGAGAGAGAGAGAGGGGGACCGGGCUCAGGAUCAGGAUGCCAUAUGAGGCCGACGACAGCUGGAGCUUCACUGCACACCGCUGGAUGUACAGCAGCUCCUCUCUGCACAUCUGUCCCGGAGACUGAGAACUUGUUGGUGGCCUCAACUCUGUGGACCUUUAGCUCCGUCAGUUUCUUCUCUCUGUGCAGGGAGAGAAAGAGCUCAGAGGCCGAGACCUGGCGGUGUAUGGACCUGCAACAAGUGUGUUUAGGUCGGUGAGGCCCGAACCUCUGCUCUGCUACGAUGCUGAACGACAUAAAAAUCGAGGACCGUGUGCGGAGCGACGCCAGCUGUCUGGACGGGCUGAUCGGCGCUGCCUCCCCCCUGCAGGCCGUGUGUGAGGGCUGCACCCGGAUCAUCUCGGACCGCUUCCUGCUGCGGGUCAACGACGCGUCCUGGCACGAGGACUGCCUGCAGUGCGCCGCGUGCCAGCGGCCUCUCAGCGCCACCUGCUACUGCAGAGACACCAAACUGUACUGCAAGAGCGACUACCAACAGUUGUUUGCAACUAAGUGUAGCGGCUGCCUGGAGAAAAUAGCACCGACAGACUUUGUAAUGCGAGCUCCAGAGAGUGUUUACCACGUCAGUUGCUUCUGCUGCUUCAUCUGUGAACGCCAGCUGUGCAAAGGAGAUGAGUUUGUCUUAAAAGAAGGUCAGCUGCUGUGCAAAAGUGACUAUGAGAGGGAGGGGGAUUUUUUCAGCACAGUCAGUCCAGAGAACUCGGACUCAGAUAAAAGUGAGGGUGAGGAUUUGGACAUGAAGUCAGAGAAAUUCCCUGCAGCAGGAAAAGGCUGUGAAGACAGCAAAGACUCUCGUAGGCCAAAACGGCCUCGCACUAUCCUCACCACCCAGCAGAGGAGAGCCUUUAAGGCCUCAUUUGAGGUCUCCUCCAAACCCUGCAGAAAGGUAAGAGAGACUCUGGCUGCAGAGACUGGACUCAGUGUUCGUGUGGUGCAGGUGUGGUUCCAGAACCAGAGAGCUAAGAUGAAGAAGUUAGCCCGCAGACAACAACAACAGCAGGAGCAACACAACAGCCAAAGGCUAGGCCAAGAGGUGAUAUCAGGAUGUAUGGAGGACCUGCUCAGCUCAUACUCAGGGUCUUUACAUCCAAGCCAGCAGCAGCAGCAGCAGCUGGUGACCAUGGAGCACGGAAGAUACAACGCUGACCCCUUCCAACAGGGUCUCACCCCACCACAGUUGCCUGGUGACCACAUGAAUCCCUACGGUACUGAAUCUGCCUUCCAUGACAUUGACAGUGACACCUCUCUGACAAGUCUAAGUGACUGCUUUAUGGCCACUUCAGAUGUAGGGUCCUUGCAGGCACAGGUGGGGAACCCCAUCGACCGCCUUUACUUCAUGCAAAGCUCCUACUUUGCCUCCUGAAACCCUGCCGUGGACAGUGAGGACCCAAUAGUGUACACACAAGACACGCAAAGGCAACCAAGUCGUGCUGCAAGACAGGACUCAAUAAGCAGGAGGUACUAGUGCUGGACCGAAUAUACCCAAUCCACCUGACUGAGCUACGUCAGCCAAAGGAAAAAGAAGCAGAAACUUCCACAAUCCCACUGAUGUUUGCAUUCGGAUUUUGAUGCAGCAGAUUAGCUUUUUUUGCUGUGUUCGUUUUGUUGGAAAGACAGCGGACAAUAUCUGUACAGACACAGCAGAAGGGUUUAUCAGUGAUGUGAAGUGUGAGACUAGUUUCAAUAAGAGAUUUGCUGGAAAUUUCAUCGAAAUCAAAGUGUCAUUAGGCUACACAUUUCUUUUUAGACAACACUAUAUUUACACAGAUAUCACUGUAAGUUGGUUUUAAUGGGAACAUUAAGUAAUAUUGUUUUGGUGAUGUGAUUUUAUUACACUACCAAGCUGUUCUGGUGUAAAAUUCAAAUGGUCUGUGAGCUCGCUGACUGAUACCUGUUGCUGAAUGUAUAUAAUGUAAUAUCUGUAAUUAGUGCUCUUGAGAAACACCAGUUGUGCAUGUUAGAAUGAACAGCAAGUUAUUUAUUUCUCACCAGCCUGUAAAACAAUACAUUUUCAAAUAAAUUUUCUAUUUAUAAAAACAAUAUGAUUCCAGUGCAAAGUACAAGAAACAAACAUGUCACUGAUUAUUUUAAUUUGCUAUUUAUCAAAGUGUUGUGUCAUUUUAAUGUCUUUGCAAAUUAGUAUAGUUUCACUAUUUAGUUUUCCAUGGAGAUCUGGCCAUUAUCCAGGAUGCAUUGUAAAGUUACUGCCUUAUCAAAAGUGUUGGUACUGCAAAUAAACAAUACAUUCGCUUGAA
This is a messenger RNA of Amphiprion ocellaris (clown anemonefish), 2424 nucleotides long. RefSeq names its product LIM/homeobox protein LMX-1.2-like. The record is from RefSeq and is a predicted model, not a curated record. Lineage: Eukaryota; Metazoa; Chordata; Actinopteri; Pomacentridae. Bases 393 to 1532 code for a protein of 379 amino acids. The transcript has 8 exons. Gene Ontology annotation, biological process: neuron differentiation; regulation of transcription by RNA polymerase II. Gene Ontology annotation, cellular component: nucleus. Gene Ontology annotation, molecular function: DNA-binding transcription factor activity, RNA polymerase II-specific; RNA polymerase II transcription regulatory region sequence-specific DNA binding.